AUGAUACUGCGGCCAUGGAUGCAGAACAAGUUUCUGCUGCGGCUGACGUCCAAAGGGCGUGGUGUGUUAAAGUUCGUGAAAAUGCUGGAGAAUUGGGCCAUGCAGUGCAUCGUCAUAAGGUCGGCAGCCACAGAGGACGCACCUACCAAGACACGGCAGCGCCUGCUGGAAGCUCUGGUCAAGCCAGGCGGUCAGACUGCGAUACCACUCGACGAGGUUCAGGGCGAGGUUAUGAAUCUGCUGGUAGCCGGCACAGAGACAGUGUCCGUUACCGUCAGCUACGCACUGACACUGCUGGCGCUCCACCCUGAGUGGCAGGAUGCAGCCCACCAGGAGCUGAAGGACGUCUUCGGCGAGGGUGACGACUACCUGCGGGCUCCCAGCCUUGCAGACCUAGGCAGACUCAGGGUGCUGGAGAGCAUCAUCAAGUGUAUCUUCACUCUUCUUUGGUAUGACCUACAGGAGACACUGCGGUUGUUUCCAACGGUCCCAAUACUCCCUCGAGUGGCCACAGAGGACCUCUGGCUGUCUGGAGGGUCUCCAGGGAGUGUGUUGGUUCCUAAAGGUGCACUGCUUUUCGUGAUGCCCUUCCUCACACACCGCCUGCCGCAGUUCUUCCCGGAGCCACAUCUGUUCGACCCAUCGCGCUUCUUGGAGCACCGUGUUGGCGAACAACAUACAUGCAGCUACCUGCCAUUUGGAUUGGGCGCGCGCAACUGUGUGGGCUCCCAGUACGGCCGGCUGCAGCUCAAAGUCUACCUGGCAGACAUACUGAGGCGCUUCCGCUUCCUGCCAUGUAGCCGACGGGAAGACCUGGAGAACAGUGCGCUCUCCUUGAGCCUGAGCCCCAUCAAGCCAAUCAGAGUGUCGUGCAUACCUCUGGGUGGCUCUAGCACACAGGACCACUCUCAGCAUUGCUGA
Schistocerca gregaria is the source of this 921-nucleotide messenger RNA. Its product is annotated as cytochrome P450 4C1-like. Gene Ontology annotation, molecular function: heme binding; iron ion binding; oxidoreductase activity, acting on paired donors, with incorporation or reduction of molecular oxygen. The transcript has 3 exons. The coding region runs from base 1 to 921 and encodes 306 amino acids. NCBI's taxonomy places the organism in Eukaryota, Metazoa, Arthropoda, Insecta, Orthoptera, Acrididae. The record is from RefSeq and is a predicted model, not a curated record.